GCGGCUCCAGUGCUGGAUGCCCGCGGUGAGGGAACGGAGGGCGAAGGAUUUGGGGGUUUCCCACGUCACUGGCAUCUCUCGCGGCGAAGGGGCGAAGGGAGGGGGGCAAGAGUGUAAGAAGACCGCUCUCCCCGUGUUGUGGGCGUGCCAGCAAGUUUGCUGUGGGUGGAACAGAUGAUCCAAGCUCCUCAGAAAGUCUUCUCUUUUUUUGUCCCCUCACGAUAAGAACUUCUUACAGCAGGAAUCCAGGAUCAAGGCAUUUGACCUAAGAUUGUCACUCUGGCUCUGGCGACCUGUUGUCCCAUCUGUUAGCCAGCUCCCAUACCGGUGGGAGGUGGAAUAAGAGAAGCGGGGAGAGAGAAAGAGCAGGCGGAAGAAGAGUUAGCGGAUUAACAUUAAUCCUCCAGCUUUGCACACUUCCAGCCAGACAGGAACAACGACCGGUGUAACAACAGCCUCCUUGAUAACUGCUUCUCCUCCCUUCUGUCCAAGGAGAGAGAGAGAGAGAGACAGGGGUUCCAGUCUACACACAUCCUCUGCAUUCCUGAAGGCCCAAACCUGGAAGAAACAAAUUGGGCUGGUGGCUUCCUUAAAGCUGUGAAGAGGCGCUUUCAAGGGGGUCUACAGAGGUGGGUGGAAAUCAGGUUCCCACACCCAGCUGGAAACCUAGAAGUUCUAUGUUGGUCUUCAAUAGGUCGGAAGAAAGACCUCUGAAGCAAGCAAGAAAGCAAGAGGGACAAGUGAUGGAGGGAUCCUGGACUGUGACCAGUCACUGAGACACAAACACCUCCAGAGUUGUGCCCACCUCUCUUGAACGGCACCUCGCUGUGUUUCUGAGACAGUGUUUCGAUAAACAGGCUAGGAGAUGAGUCUCGGGAAGCUGCCGGUGAUUGGUUGGGUGUCUGGCUCCCACAGCAAGCGCCGUCUCAAAGUGGAGCUGACGCCGGACAUGAUCAGCCCACCACUGGGAGACUUCCGCCAUACCAUGCAUGUGGGUCGUGGCGGCGAUGCCUUUGGGGACACUUCCUUCCUCAGGAACCAUGGCGGCGAGGAUGCCAAGCCCAACAACUUCUUUGCUCGGACACUGUGGCACGUGAGGAGGAGCCCGCUAAGGAGCCGAGGAAGCAGGAACAAGGAUGAGGCCUCUCCUACGCCCCCUGCCAUCUCGCCCAUCAUCAAGAAUGCUGUAUCACUGCCGCAGCUGAAUGAAGGAAGCUACGGGAGCGAUGGCUUUGGAGUACCCUUUGCCUUCAAGAGCACUCCCAACAGCUUCUCUGGCUAUGGAGUGGAAUCUGGAUUUUGCACCAUCCCUCGUGUUCCUCGCUCAGAGAAGACCCAGGAAAGCUCCCACCGUGCCGAACCGGCGCUGAAUCGCUCAGACUCCUUGCUGUCUUUCCGCCUUGACCUUGACCUUGGCCCCUCCCUGAUGAGUGAACUCCUUCAUGUCAUCAGCUUCUCGGGAGAUCACAGUCGCAGCAACGUGGAAGAGGAGGAAAGAGGGGAGAGCAAAAAUUCAGCCUGCAGCGACACUGCCUCAUCUCUUCGCCCAGAGGACACCAGUGGGGAGGACUCAUUGCCCUGGAGACCAGGAUCUCUUCACGCUAAAAGCGAAGAGAGCAAAACUGCACCAAGCUUUUGGGUUCACUCCGAGGCCAGUUCACCGCUGGUGCAAUCAGUUUGUGCCAAUGGGGAUUUUCAUUCCAGAGAGUCGUCGCAGGAAGGGUCACCCUGCUCUAGGGGAAAGAACCCGCCCUCUGAGCUGGGAGCAGUGCCGAAGGAAACCCACUGGCAAGGGCACCAGAAUGGCUGUGACAUGGAAGCAAGAGAAUUCAACCGGGCAGCCCAGGUUUUAGCUUCCUACCGCAGCCUGCAGCAGCGAGAAGAGCCAAGAAACCAAGCCUCAUGGGAAAGCCCAGAUGCCAACAUGUGGCGAUUGAAGGCUGAACAGCAGGAACGCAAAGCCAGAUGGCACCACAGAGCAGAUGAGGAGGAAGACGAGGAGGAGGAGGAAGAAGAAGAGUUCUACAGAGAUGGAGCAAGCAUUGCUAGGGAGGGGCACAGUGAUUCCUUUGACUAUGUUGAUGAGGAGGACGAUGAAGUGAAGGUUUGAACAGCUGUAGCUGCUCUCUUGUGACCUCCCAUCACACUUCCAGGAGAGACCGGUGUUAAAGGGAACUAUGCACCUUGCAGGCCAACUGAUGUGUGAACUCACAGGGUUAGCCUUCUUUGGAGAUGUUCUAGGUGGUGAUAGGCCGGUGAAGGAGGGAGCUCAGUUAUCUGCUUUGCUCUCCUGCUCCUCCUUCCGGCUUUGGUGGUCUAAAGAAAGGGACAGAAGUAAAGCAGAACCAUACAAUGGAGAUGGCCAGCCCUUGUUGCUCUUUCAUUGAGGUCAUCGCUCUGCAAUGCAGCCAGCAAUUUACAGGUGUUAAUGAGUUCACAUUUCCCUUUAACCCCUUUGACUGACUGAUUCUGUCACUGCAAAUUGUGCCAUGACCCCUCCAUGGCCUGGUAAAAAGAAUUUAUCCUUAAGGAAAGAGGGGGGAAACCAAGGAGACUCUGCACACCACUAUCAAACAAUUAUAAGAAGGAAAGUUUUUUGAAAAGGGAGCAAACCUGAGGUCUAGGUGGAACAGGAAAACCCAAAAGAUGCUAGGCUUCCUUCAGUCCUAAGGCAACAUUGUUCACCUAUCAGGAGAUACUUAUGUCCUCUGCUUGAGGUAAAGAUCACAGUAACUAAUCUUCCAGUCCAAUAUUCAAACAUCAAACCAUCCAAGAUGUCCUCUCUCCUCUGAUUAUAAGGAACACCAGACUUGGAUUGGAUUUGAUCUCAAACUGUCUCUUUGGUGUUCCAUCCAUUUCUUCAUUUACUGAAACCUGGAUUGGACCUGGUCUGUUUAUCCUUCCUUUUGCAGUCUAGUGAGGAAAUGUACAUUUUGGUCUUCUAUGAGGUAUCACUCUGAGCUCAUUCCAGGGAAGCCUAUCUAUGAAGUUGUUAUUCACCCUGCUUCCAGGGAUUGCACAGGAAUUCAGUUCAGGAUCCUCCAUUUUGUGUAAGUGUAGGAAUCCAAUUCACAAAAUGGGAGACAGAGGGAGACCUCUUUUCACCCUACUCCCUGGGUCUCCUAAAGCAGGAAUAGGGCAUGUAAGGCCCAUAAGCCAUACCUGUUGUUGUUUUUUAACUGUGUCCUUAGCACUCACAGCCUCCCUGCCAUUGUGGUAGCUCACCCACAGGCUGUUUGUUCUGGAAGAAAAGCACUUCUCAGGGUAUAGCUGGGUGUAGCCCCUCAGUCUGCCUUAACAUGCCUAACUUGUCCCACAUGGGGAACAUGUGGCGCUCCAGAUGUUGGAACCAAAUUCCCACCAGCCCUAGCCAACAUGGCCAAUGGGCAGGAUGAUGGGAGAUGGAAUCUAAAAACAUAUGGUUUCCCCCAUCCCUGUCCUCAAAGAUGUGGCCUCAGUGGGGCCAUUCAGACAAAUAUAGCGGCAUUAUCGAGUCCUCAAAGACUGCACCCCACCUCAAGUUUCACUAACAAAGUGGGGAGAAGUACAUUUGAAAUGUACCUCACAGGAAAUAUUCUCCCACAGCAACAAUUUCCCACCCCAGAAAGAGUGAAUAUGGUCAAGCCUUCCCUUUGAGCUGGUAAAUUACACUUAGGGGUGGUUUUGGCGGGGAAACACCUCAUGUGAAACAUGAGGUGGGUCACUCUGAAUCAUCUCAUGAGGCACAUUUUGAAGAGGUCCUGACAGAAAAGCCUGGGAGUUGUUGUCAUCUUCUCCUAACAUAGUAACAACAUUAGAAUCAGGCUCCUAAGUACAACUCUCCCCUUGCCCCCCACUCUGCAUAUUUUAGGAGAUACUAAUACACAGCCUUUUCCCAGCCCUGUCUGCAUUUUUCUGUGGUCAAAUCACUCUGCUCUCAAGAAACUAUUUAGAUGAUAAACAAAAGGGAUGAGGCGGAUGCCAGAGAGCGGACGCUUGGUAUCCAGAGGACAUACCAGCCAUGAGGAAGAAGUCAUUGUACAGCAUCUGAUAUGGCUGCCAGUAAGAAUCAGAAUGCACCACACAACAUGAUUUCCCAUAGAGAUCAUGUUUAGAAAGACCCAAGAAGAUGCAUUUUUGUUGCUCUCCCUCCCUGACUCAGUUACUGCAAAAAGAUUCCAUAAAGUUUGUUGUCUUGGUGCCUAGCUCGGUUGACUCAAGCAAACACCAGUCCAGAGUAGGGUCUCUCUGCCCUUCUCCCCAGUGUUUGGGAGGGACAGAUAAUGCAAAGGGAGCUUUUCUUGCACAUAAUAUAUACCCUUCAGGAGCUCUUUUCUCCCCCAUUCUGUCCAGCAAGGUCCAGUAUUGUAUACUGUUUGUAUACUGCUAGUUCUGUCCAAGAGCGUUAAUGAUUAGAGCACACAAUUUCUCCAAGGGCUUGGGGAACCCUUGCCUGUCCUUUCCUGUCCUUCCUGGUGUCUCUGCUCAACAAGGGGUGUUGGAUCACAGCAUUCCACGUGUCCUCUGGUUUAGAUGCCUCUUGGCAAUGCCGCCUCUCUGGAAUGAGCCCGUUCUCCCCGACGCUCACACAGAGAGGUUUUUGUGCCAAGGCAGAGAUUUCUGGGGGAUGAGGUCACAAAGCUUGUACCUCACAGCACUCUGAUUGUUCAACGAGCUGGCAAUGGCUGGAGGAAGCCCAUUCCUGCAAACACUGCUAAGGAGAUCUAUGUGGCUGGAGCAGGGAGAGGAAAGCAGGAAGUAACAGCAGGAAUAUAAUAGGCAAGCACUGUGGAGGAAGGCUUCGCCAAUGGCUGUUCCUCACUCCCAUGGGUUUUGACUUGCUGACCUCAACCCACUGGUGGCCUGAGGAACUUGAAGAGUUGCAGUUGCAGUUAUACGUGAAUGGCAUUUGUGGGGAGAUUCAAUACUCGGCUCACACUGGUAUUCCAGGGCUGGUCAUCCUGGUAGUUACUGCUGGGUUCUAGGAAGCACUGGGUUAAAUCUAACAGCCAGACUAGAUACAGGCAGGUAGCCGUGUUCGUCUGACAUAGUUGAAACAAAAUUUAAAAAAUUCCUUCCAGUAGCACCUUAGAGGCCAACUAAGGUUGUCAUGGUAUGAGCUUUUAUGUGCAUGCACACUUCUUCAGAUACCACUUCAGAUAUUCUUCAGAUCCUUAUUAAGAUACCUCUUCUUCAGAUACUUCUUCAGAUACCGUGUUUCUCAUACCCGGUAUUUUAAGGCAUCCCUACAAAAUAAGGCAUGGCAGGAUUUUCCUGAGGUGGAAAAAUAUAAGGCAUACCUCGAAAAUAAGCCGUACCGGGUGGUGGAAGAAGGUCUGUGGCAAAGAAGGGUUGCUGCUGCUGCGUUAACCCCCGAGACCUGGCUGCAGCCUCAGCGUGCAGCGCGUGCAGCCCCAGAACCCGGCUGUAGCCUUUGCGUACCGCGCACGGACACCCAGGACCUGGCUGUAGCCUCAGCGCGCAGCCCCAGGACCCGGCUGCAGCCUUUGCGCGCGGACACCCGGGACCCGGCUGCAGCCACAGCGCGCACAGCCCCAAGACCCGGCUGCAGCCUCUGCCUGCCGCGCGCGCAGCCCCAGGACCCGGCUGCAGCCUCUGCCUGCCGCGCGCGAAGCCCCAGGACCCGGCUGCAGCCUCUGCCUGCCGCGCGCGAAGACCAGGUGGGAGCAGGUCUGUGGACUGUACAGAUACCGGUACCGGUACUUAAUUAAAAAAUAAGACAUCCCUUGAAAAUAAGGCAUGCUGUGUUUUUUUCAGAAAAAAAUUAAUAUAAGACAUGACUUAUGAGAAACACGGUAGUAUAUGAAGAAGUGUGCAUGCACACGAAAGCUCAUACCAAUGGCAAACUUAGUUAGCCAGACUAGAUGUGGUGUUAAGUGUGUCUUUGCAUUUAACAUGCACUUUUUAAAAAAGGAAGCUGCCUUAUACUGUCACCUAAUUGGCCCACCAAGCUCAGUAUUAUCUCCACUGAUGGGUAGUGGUUCUCCAGAGUUUCAGGUGGGUGUUUCUCAGCACUACCUGGGAAGGCCAGGGCUUGAUCCUAGACCCCCAGCAUACAAACAUUCCCACUGAGCUACAGCCCUUGUCGUCAAAGGAAGUUUUGCUCCCAAGGCGAACAGCAGUAUCAAAGGAUUUUUUUGUCAGGACAACAGCAGGGAAAGAAAGAGUUACUCUCCUCCACUCUGCCUGCUGUUGUGCAAGUAGUUAUCAGACAUACAUGCCACAGCUGCUAAUUGCAUUGUAUAUUAUGUGUGUAAAUGUUAAAUGCAACGGCACAUUUAAGAACACGUCUAGUUUCGGCCUAAAGCAGGGAUAAGCAACCUUUUUUUUUUGCCUGUGGGCAAACCAGAGAAAAGUGUUGCUGCAAGACACCAUGCUCACACCAAAACCAAGCACGCAUAAAUACAUGGCAACUACACACACAUGCAAACUCCCCCCUCUGCCAGCAAUUAGACUUGGGGGGGGGGGGGAGAGUGUUGUUGCUUCCUUUUGCAACCCCAGUGGAGGUAAUCUUCCUGGAGAGUGAGGAUGGGGAGGCAAGAGUUAUUCUUCCCUCCCCAAGCUCCAAUAAUCAGGAUGAUCGCUUCCCCUCCACGACGAUUAGGCUGCUGUAUUAUUAUUAAUUUAUUGAAUUUUUAUACCUUCCUUCAUCAGAACACCACAGGGCAGUUUACAACAUAAAUACCCAUAAUAUAAUAGUAAAAGGGGGGAAAUAUGAAUCUUCAAAGCCUAAUUGUGGCACGGGUGUGUGUGUGGAUUUUUGGUGGUGGUGGUGUCACAAGCCACCCUCUCCACAUUGCCCUUGGCUCCACAAUUAGCCUUGGAAAAAAGCUUUCCACUGGCUACAAUUUCCAUUGGCUUAAUUUCAGCAGGCAGGGAAACUGAACCUUGUGGGUGCCAGUGAAUGUGUCUGUGGUGGGUGUGGGCCCAUGGGUGUCAUGUUGGCAACCCAUGCCACAAGGGAUUGACGGUGUGUGAAAAAUCAGUCACCCACUGGAGCUUCCAGAGCUUCCUAGCCAUUUUUCUAUAUGUUAUAGGGAAGCAGAGAGGGGACCUUGUGUUGCUUGCUCUUGACAAACAUCUCUCCAAGAUCUUUCAGCUGUAUCUGAUAAGCUUCAAGCCAAAGAUUUCCCCCCUUCUGUGUAUUCCUUGCACUUAUUACUGUUCUCAAUAUUAUGAUUUUUAUACACAUAUAUUAUAUACUGAUUGGUGAUGUGGUAGUCUUUUUUCCCCCUUUGAGACUGGGACAACUUUAGGGAUCUAGAAUAAGGGUCCUUGGUUGCAAGACCCACCCAUGCACCCUACACCAACAUAUCACACCCAUUCAGAGUUCAUCCUGCAGUUUCCUAACAACUGAAGUCUCCUUCCUUAGGCUAGUAAAAUGGUGAUGAGACUGGGGAUGAAUGAAUGAAUGACUAAUCAUUUUACCAGACUCCUGAGAAGAGUCUCAUUGGACAGCGUUCUUUGGUUGUGAGUCUACAUGAUGCAUCAGAGGUUAGUUACCCAAAUACUCAGAACCACAGAAGAAGCAUUCUUCUUUCUUGCAGCAACACAUGCCCCAGAAUUCUCAACCUCUUUUUGCCUUAUAGCCAACCUAGUUCACGAAUGUUAACAGCCCCCUUGAAAAGCAUCUUUUGCAGGCCUCAGCCUUUGUGUUUCUUACCCUGACUUCCUGCACCAGUGAGUUUAAAAGGGAAGAGGUGCAUUUGAAAAGAUACUUUUAAAAAGAUUCACAAACACAGAUAAUUCACAAUCCCAUUUCAGGCCCACCACCAUCUUGGCCCAAUAUGCGUAUUUGUAGAACGGUUCAACGGCAUGUAUUCAGUGCUGAUUUAAAAAAAAAUUAAUUAAUUUGGGGACUGGGGAGAAUUAAGUUCGCAGUCCUCAGAGGAACAAGUAUUAUGUGGGCUGGUAAUGGGCAAAGAUUCACUUCUAGAUGCAGAAGGCCAAACUGAAAUGAAUUGAUGUGAAAGUGCAAGACACACCUGAGUGCCUGUAAUGCUCCAGGUCACAGCAAUUUCUGGGCUUCAUCAGAUGCUUGCUAGAUGCUGCCUGUGGCAGAUGAUUGCAGGAAGGACACAAGCUGUCAAAGAGUUUUCAUUCUGUAGCAAUUCCACUCCCCCUCUCCCAGCUUGAGGAAGAUAAGAUAUGGCAAGGCCUAGUUAAUGCCUAACCUGGCUGGAAUUUCCCUAGAGAUAAAAGAGAAGCAAAGAUAAUAUAAGAGGAGGACUCUCUCCCUUGAUGUGCUUCAAAGCACAACACCUGGGUGCCUCUUUCCCCAAACUGAAGGUGUCUGGUACUAAGAUGAAGCUGCCUGCUUCUGCAUCAAACCACUAAGUUUAGGCAGACUGGCAGAGAGAGGCCAUAGUGCUGAAACUUGCAGGACAAGCUACACUUGUUGAAAUUCCCUCUUCUACAUAACUAUUUAAAACCUGUCCUCUUCUUCACCUGACCAUACUAGACUGAAAUGGUACUGUCCGUUCUUACCACUUCAUCCUGACUGAUGCAGAUAUUGGACCUGCACACAGUUAUUUCUGUUGCUAGGUUUCAAACAGAAGAGCUAAGGCAGCGGGAACCAUGGAAUGGUUGGACUUGCUGCUUGGCACCAGUUGUUGGCACCAGUGUCAUGCUGUUCUGUGCCGUAGGCAAGGCUAGCUACUUACAUCAGCCCCCACCCCAUCAAAACUGCCACAUUUAUUUUAAAUUUCAAGAAGAAUAAAUGCAGCAAUCUUUGGUGAUCUUUCUCAAAUGCAAAAGAAAAUGUUUUUAGCGCGCAAAUCAUUCUGAAUGAUUUUGUGACCUGUGAGUUCACAACAUUUAGGUCUCUUGAAAGUUUCAAUUUCAGGCACAUCGAAACCUCACUUUGUGUGCCUUCUCCUUUGCAGAUUUUGUCACCAAUGUCUUCAGGUCAAGUGCUAAUGCUUCGGCAUAUUCAGUUAAUAUAGUUGCUAAGCCAAGUAGCCUCUUUUGCAACAUUGUUGAGAGUAUGUAAUUUUUUUAUAAGUUUGAGCUUUAAGAAACUGUGUUCGCUACUUGCCACUGACACUGGAAGUAUAAGCAGGAUCCUUAGAGCAACAGAAGCAUUAGGCACAUUAUACAGGUGUUUUUGUUGUAGUAUGACGAGAAGUACUCAUUGUGGCCACGUGGACUGUGGAAGUCUUUGAGUUGUAGCUAUAAGUUCACAGCAUAGAUCUUCCGCAUCAAUAUCAUUGUUUCCAUUGUGUAUCAGUGAUUUUUUUCCAAAUUCUUGCAGGCCUUAAGUUACAUUUUCAGUAGAUUUUUUGUUGAUAUUUUAUAUAACAUACACGAAACCAAAUAGGAAAUAACAUUGGACUCUCUCUGCAACAGAUUGUAUGGCCAUGUCUUAGACAGUAUAGCAAAAAUCUACUUUGAAUUUCUGUUUUGGAUCUUGUGGUGCAUCUCCUUAGGCCUCAUCCUCAAACUUCCAUUUCUUUCUCCUUUUCUAAAUUUCUCCUUUUUCUAACUUGUUCUGUCUCAAAGUUUGGUAGUAUUUUUAGCUCCUUUGCAAUCUCAGUAGCAUCUCUCAAAACUUAGCAGGUUCACUGUAAUUCAAGUCAGGCACAAUAUCAUCUUCUUAUGCAGACUUUGCAGCACUCUCACUUUUCUUGACAUCCUCUUUUUCCUCUGAGUGUUUUCUAUAAAUAUCUCCCAUUUGUGAAACUUCUGCCUUAGAGUUUAUAUCAUUUGCAAUAGGAGCACCACAUUCAGCUCCCUCAGUGCUUGUUUCAACAAGGGGAUCGUCAUACUCUUGUUCUUCAAUUGCUUUCUGUGUACAAAGGUAUUUCAGGAAGAACCCUCUUGCUUCGAUACCUUCGAUACUCCUUAGCUCUACCUCUCAUUUGCAGUACUGAGCUCCAGAUGGUGGGUUGUUUUCCCCCAGCCAUAGCUCACUAGAAAAAGGAAUACAUUUUCUUUCCUUUGUACAUACAUUUUUUAUUAAAUCUUUCUAACAUUUUCACAAUAACCUUCAAAUCAACGACAUUGUUUCGUAAGUUGUCUUCCCACCUUCACCCCCGCAGUGUUUUUACUGAAACCUCCACAGUGUUUUUACUCAAAGCUGCAAAAGAAAGGGAAAGUGGUCUGUAGCUGUUAUAUCUUUUUAACCUCUCUCUUAUUGCAUAAGCACAAUGUUUGAUAAAAGAGAGCAGCAACCCAGAUGAUGACUGCAAUGAUGAUGAUGAUGAUGAUGAUGAUGAUGAUAUACCGUGUUUCUCAUAUUAUAAGACAUGUCUUAUAUUUAUUUUUUCCUAAAAAAAAACACACUAUGGCUUAUAUUAAGGGGAUGUCUUUUUUCCCCUCCUCCUCCUGCCAUGGCAGGCAUUGCUGCUGUGCCUAUCACUAUGUCUUAUUUUCGGGGUAUGGCUUAUAUUCCUUGAAUGCUUAAAAAUCCUGCUAUGUCUUAUUUUAUGGGUAUGUCUUAAAAUAUGAGAAACAGGGUAUUGUGUAUACUCCACGCACAGUGUGAUAGAUAUAUCCAUUUGCCUCCUAUUUUAGGCUUCCCUUGUCCCAGUGGGUCUCCCGUGUUAAACAAACACACAAGCAAGUAGAUAGGAGGCAUAAAAUAAGACAAACCGAAGAGGACAUUCCCAUGACAACUUACUUUGUUUAUUGAUUUAUUAUUACAUUUAUACCCCCAUGUUUCCUUCAAGGAGUUCGUGGUAUAUGCAGUUCUACCCUUUCCCUGUUUUAUCCUCACAACAACCCUGUGAGGUAGGUUAUCUGAGAGAGCGUGGCUGACCCAAGGUCGCCCACUGAGCUUCAGGACUGAGCAGGGUUUUGAACUUUGCUUUGUUCCAGUCAACGCACCAGAAAGAUCAAUGGCAAAAAGGGAGGCAUUACAUUAGCCAAUAACUUCAGCUGAGUGUAGCUUGUGUCACAAAAAGAAAUUGUCUUUCUGCAUCAAGGCAAUCCUAAUUCUGUGCCAUGAAAACCUGAUUGCUGCAUCAGUCCCACCCUGACCUCUUGAGAUGUCAUCCUACGUUUUUCACUCAUUCCAAUAUUUCUUUAUAGAAAUAAGGAAUUAUAAAAUUCCUUAAGGAAUUUUUAAAAUUUGCUUGUUAAACUGUGCUUGGUACCAUAUCCCACCCUUGUGAUCAGCUUCCACAGAAUACACUACAUCUGAAAGAAACCUUAUUCAAAACUUUUGCAAAAAGAAAAGGUCAUGAAUUCUGACACUGAUCCCCAGGCCAAAGCAAGGAGACACAUUGGAUUGGGCUCAAUUUAUGCCUUCUCGACAGUCAAUAUAUAUACCACAUGUGGAUUUAUAUCACAGGGUGUUAGAAAGAAGCUUGGGCCCUGACUACAAAUUGUAAUAAUAUAACAUGAAUAAAAUUGUUUCUGUUUUUA
This is a messenger RNA of Zootoca vivipara (common lizard), 11367 nucleotides long. It is a transcript of the gene CDC42EP1, whose product is annotated as CDC42 effector protein 1. The record is from RefSeq and is a predicted model, not a curated record. Gene Ontology annotation, cellular component: cytoplasm; cytoskeleton; plasma membrane. Gene Ontology annotation, biological process: positive regulation of pseudopodium assembly; regulation of cell shape; Rho protein signal transduction. NCBI's taxonomy places the organism in Eukaryota, Metazoa, Chordata, Lepidosauria, Squamata, Lacertidae. Gene Ontology annotation, molecular function: small GTPase binding.